AUGACCAGAUUAAAGACUCUUUACCUAUGGGGUAAUCAAUUGUUUGGUUUUAUUCCUCUUGAGAUUGGGAAUCUAAUUGAAGUUACUGAUCUUCAACUCUCAACAAACCUUUUAACAGGUCUCAUUCCUUCUUCUAUAGGAAAUAUGACCAAAUUAGAGAUUCUUUACCUUUGGGGUAAUCAAUUGUCUGGUUUUAUUCCUCUUGAGAUUGAGAAUCUAAAUGAAAUUAGUUAUCUCCAACUCUCGACAAACCUUUUAACCGGUCACAUCCCUUCCUCUAUAGGAAACAUGACCAGAUUAAAGACCCUUUCUCUUGAGGGUAAUCAAUUGUCUGAUUUAAUUCCUCUUGAGAUUGGGAAUCUAAAUGAAAUUACUAAUCUCCAACUCUCAACAAACCUUUUGACCGGUCCCAUCCCUCCAUCUAUAGGAAAUCUAACCAAACUCAGAUAUCUAUGUGUCUUCGAUAAUCAGUUGUCCGGACCUUUGCCUAUGGAGAUCAACAACAUUAUUGGACUAACAUACCUAGAGCUGUCAAAUAAUAGCUUCGUCGGUUAUGUACCCCCAAACAUAUGCAAAGGUGGAGCCCUAAAGUACCUCACUCUUUACAUGAGCAACUUCCAAGGUCCCAUUCUCAUGACCUUGAAAAACUGUACGACACUAGAAAGGGUUCGUCUUGAACACAACCAUCUCACCGGAGAUGUAUCUCAAUAUCUUGGAGUGUAUCCCCAUCUUUCUUAUAUGGAUUUGAGCUUCAAUCUACUCUCCGGUGCACUCUCACCAGACUGGGCAAAAUGGCACAAUCUGACGCUCUUCAGAAUCUCAAAUAACAACAUCACCGGAGUCAUACCCACCGAGUUUGGGCAGUUGACGAAACUGGGAGAGCUGGACCUCUCUUCCAAUUACCUACAAGGAGAGAUCCCAAAGAGCUUCGGCAGCUUAACCCUUCUCUACAAUCUGAGCUUGGGCAACAACCAACUCGUCGGCCAUGUGCCUCUGGAGAUUGGAAUGCUGUCCAAUCUUGAACUGCUUGAUCUCUCAUCCAACAACUUGGCAGGAAGAAUCCCAGAUCAAUUAGGCAACUGCAUGAAACUCCGAUCGUUGAAGCUUAACAACAACAACUUCAGUGGAACCAUUCCUUUGGCCAUUGGUAAUCUGGUGUACCUUCAAGACACCUUUGACAUCAGCCAGAACUCACUAACAGGGGAGAUUCCAUCCCAACUCGGCAAGUUGGUGAUGCUGCAAAGCCUGAAUCUAUCGCAUAAUUCCUUGUCGGGUCAUCUUCCAUCUUCGCUAACGUACAUGACGAGCUUGUCUACCGUAGAUGUAUCCUACAAUGAACUGGACGGCCCUGUUCCCGAUAGCCCAGCUUUCCGAAGAGCCCCAGCGGAGUGCUUUGCCCAUAACAAUGAUCUGUGUGGAGUUGUUCAAGGAUUGCCUCCAUGUGUUUCACUCGGUACUCCAACAACAGACGACCGAAGCAAGCGCCACAAAAUUGUUAUAGUAGCCAUCAUUGCUUCUGUGGUCUUCUUCCUUCUCUUGUUUAUAUUCAUUGGAGCAUUCCGCAAGAGAGAAAAAGAUACAGUACCUGUUGAUAAUAAUCACAUCAAAGAAGGUGCAUUCUGUAUAUUGAAUUUUGUUGGAAGAGACGUAUACAAGGACAUCAUCGAAGCCACCGAAGAUUUCGAUGCCAAGUACUGUAUCGGAAGCGGUGCAUACGGCAGUGUCUACAGAGCAGAGUUAGCAAGUGGGGAACUGCUAGCAGUGAAGAAGAUUCACCUACCAGACACUGAAGGUACAUGCGACGAGCAAAUCUUUCAAACUGACAUACAAACUCUGACUCAAAUUCGACAUCGCAAUAUCGUCAAGCUUUACGGGUUCUGCUCCUCUCCCCGACGCAAAUUUCUGGUGUACGAGUACAUGGAGAGAGGAAGUCUGGGAUCUGUCCUCCGAAGCGAGACGGCAGCUGAAUUGGACCGGGUGAAGAGGGUGAGCAUCGUGAAGGAUGUCGCCUGUGCUUUAUCCUACAUGCAUCAUGACUGCACACCGCCUAUCGUUCAUCGGGAUAUUACCAGCAACAACAUACUACUUGAUUCCGAAUUCAAGGCUUGUGUUUCCGACUUUGGAAUUGCUCGACUACUGAAGCCGGAUUCAUCAAAUUGGACCAUGCUUGCAGGCACACGGGGUUACUUAGUGUUAGUUUGGCAAGUCCCAUAGUCCCACAUCGGGAAAAUUAGACUUGUUGUCUCGUCUUGGAACUAUAAAUAAGGGCCUGAGCUUUGAAGUUAGACACACCACGAGAAGGACCACAGACACCACAAGAAGUACAGCAGGCAUCACAAGAAAACCUGCUUAUGGUUUGAAGUCUUCUUGUUUAGGAAGCUGAAGGUGUUUUAUGGCCUAGGAACAUUUCCUAAGGCAUUUGUAAGUGUCCCUCUUUUAUAGUAGUAAUUUGCUCCUCUUUCUUCCGUGGAUGUAGGUCAAAGUCAAUUGACCGAACCACGUAUAUCUGGUGUUCUGGUGUUUUGUUUGUUCUUGUCGCUUUAUUCUUUCCGCUUUAUUAUCUUGUUGUGUUGCCAAAAUUAUCCUUUGGUAAAUAUCCUGGGGCUAGCUCUAACAAACUGGUAUCAGAGCCUGGUUCUGGGAUCUUUUGGCAACAAUGACAAUAUCAAAGAUCGUUGUCGAGAAAUUCGAUAGAAAUGUCAACUUCGGCAUGUGGCAACUCAAGAUGGAGGCCAUUCUGGUUCAAGACGGAGUUGAUUUGGCACUUCAGGGUGCUGAGAACAUUCCAGAUGGUACGUCAAAAGAAGAUCUUGCGGGUAUGGAUAAGAAGGCCCGAUCCAGCAUCAUUCUAAAUCUCUCUGAUGAGGUUUUACGGGAGGUAGCUACGGAGACUACGGCUAAGAGCAUGUGGGACAAACUUAAAGCCUUGUACAUGAAGAGGACAGUGGAGAAUCGUCUCUACUUGAAGCAGAGACUGUAUAUGCUUCGGAUGGUUGAAGGUACAUCUAUACUCUCGCAUCUUGAUAAGUUUGAUUCUUUGGUUAUGGAUUUGGAGAAUAUAGAUGCAAAAAUUGAUGAUGAGGAUAAGGCUUUGUUGCUCUUGUGUUCUCUUCCCCAAUCUUUUAAGCAUUUCCGUGAUACUUUGAUUUAUGGAAAAGAAACAGUUUCGUAUCAGGAAAUUAAAUCUGCACUAAAAUCUAAGGAGCAAAUAGACAGAGAUAUCACUGGGGAAAGUAAAGGAAA
Molecule: messenger RNA, 3243 nt
Organism: Musa acuminata AAA Group (dessert banana)
Lineage: Eukaryota; Viridiplantae; Streptophyta; Magnoliopsida; Zingiberales; Musaceae
Product: MDIS1-interacting receptor like kinase 2-like
Exons: 1
Coding region: 1-2214 (737 amino acids)
Biological process (GO): protein phosphorylation
Molecular function (GO): protein binding; protein kinase activity; ATP binding
Source: RefSeq, a predicted model, not a curated record